Messenger RNA from Fukomys damarensis (Damara mole-rat), 3921 nucleotides. RefSeq names its product smoothened, frizzled class receptor (gene Smo). The transcript is spliced from 12 exons. Gene Ontology annotation, cellular component: cilium; dendrite; plasma membrane. Gene Ontology annotation, biological process: commissural neuron axon guidance; positive regulation of smoothened signaling pathway; central nervous system development. Gene Ontology annotation, molecular function: transmembrane signaling receptor activity; patched binding. The record is from RefSeq and is a predicted model, not a curated record. NCBI's taxonomy places the organism in Eukaryota, Metazoa, Chordata, Mammalia, Rodentia, Bathyergidae. Bases 927 to 2918 code for a protein of 663 amino acids.
CCUGCCCUCCCUUUACCCCUUCCUUCCCUCCCCAUUUACAAACACUUAAAAUUCUUGGGACGACCCUCCUGGUAGGUGGGACCCUCCUGGUAGAUGCUAACGUUUCCCCCGGAGAUCCUGAUUUGAGCCAGGUGAGAACCAUUGCCCAAGGGUAAUGCUCAUACCUGGCAGGAACUUGUUUUGCACCCUGGAGACUUCUCAGAGCUCUGAGCACCCGGGACCUCAGACUAGCAAUGCUGACAGCCUUUCCUGAGUGCUCACCACUGACAGGUACCCUUGCUGAGCUCAUUUGCAUUUCAUGUGCCAUCUCUCACUCUUCACAACAGUUGCACAGGGUAAAUCCAUCAUCCCUUUUUGAAACUGAAGUUAGAGAUUGGGUACUUUGCCUAAGAUAGACAGCCAGGGCACAGUGUAGCCAAGACAUAGGCCCUCGCAAGCCCAUUGCUCCUUAGCCUGCUAUCUACUGCCUUCUCUAAAAGGGGUGGUAACCCACCUCUGCCACCCCAUCCUUCAAUGUGAUGAUCAUCCACGCUGGCUCUCACAGCCUCAGAAGAUUCCCAGCACAACUUCUCACUUGGAAUGUAGAUGCCCCUAAAUCGGGGAUGAUUUGGGGGGGUGUGCAGGGCAGAAAGCAGAGCAAGCCCAGCUACUGGGGUGGGCAGGAUAAUGCUUGGGCAGGGUGUGGCUCUCCCAAGACCUCUACCUGUUUCUCUCUGCUGAUAACAUCUUUCCUCCCUCUGCGCUGGAUGGAGCCUCCUCUGUUUCUCUUCAUCUGAUCUCCUGUUUCCUCCUCUGGCUCUGGCGUUCCUGGCUCCUCUGACUACCUCUUCUUAAGUCUCCACCUCUUCCCUGUCUCACCUCAGCUUGGCCUCCGGAAUGCUCCCCGCUGCUGGGCCGUGAUCCAGCCCCUGCUGUGUGCUGUGUACAUGCCCAAGUGCGAGAAUGACCGGGUGGAGCUGCCCAGCCGAACACUCUGCCAGGCCACUCGAGGCCCCUGUGCCAUUGUAGAGCGGGAGAGGGGCUGGCCCGACUUCCUGCGCUGUACCCCUGACCACUUCCCUGAAGGCUGCCCGAAUGAGGUGCAGAACAUCAAGUUCAACAGCUCGGGCCAAUGCGAAGCGCCCUUGGUGCGGACCGACAACCCCAAGAGCUGGUAUGAGGACGUGGAGGGCUGUGGGAUCCAGUGCCAGAACCCGCUGUUCACGGAGUCAGAGCACCAGGACAUGCACAGCUACAUCGCCACCUUCGGCGCCGUCACGGGCCUCUGCACACUCUUCACCCUGGCCACCUUUGUGGCUGACUGGCGGAACUCCAAUCGCUACCCUGCCGUCAUUCUCUUCUACGUCAAUGCAUGUUUCUUCGUGGGCAGCAUUGGCUGGCUGGCUCAGUUCAUGGACGGUGCCCGCCGGGAGAUUGUGUGCCGAGCUGAUGGCACCAUGAGGCUUGGGGAGCCCACCUCCAAUGAGACCCUGUCCUGUGUCAUCAUCUUUGUCAUCGUGUACUAUGCCCUGAUGGCUGGCGUAGUCUGGUUCGUGGUCCUCACCUAUGCCUGGCAUACCUCCUUCAAAGCGCUGGGCACCACCUACCAGCCUCUCUCAGGCAAGACCUCCUACUUUCACCUGCUCACGUGGUCGCUCCCUUUCGUCCUCACUGUGGCAAUCCUUGCCGUGGCCCAGGUGGAUGGGGACUCUGUGAGUGGCAUCUGUUUUGUGGGCUACAAGAACUACCGAUACCGUGCUGGCUUUGUACUGGCUCCGAUUGGCCUGGUGCUUAUUGUGGGGGGCUACUUUCUCAUCCGAGGAGUCAUGACUCUCUUCUCCAUCAAGAGCAACCACCCGGGGCUGCUGAGCGAGAAGGCGGCCAGCAAAAUCAAUGAGACCAUGCUGCGCCUGGGCAUUUUUGGCUUCUUGGCCUUUGGCUUUGUGCUGAUCACCUUCAGCUGCCAUUUUUAUGACUUCUUCAACCAGGCUGAGUGGGAGCGCAGUUUCCGGGACUACGUACUAUGCCAGGCCAACGUGACCAUUGGGCUGCCCACCAAGAAGCCCAUCCCUGACUGUGAGAUCAAGAAUCGCCCAAGCCUCCUGGUGGAGAAGAUCAACCUGUUUGCCAUGUUUGGAACUGGCAUUGCCAUGAGCACCUGGGUUUGGACUAAAGCCACUCUGCUCAUCUGGAGGCGUACCUGGUGCAGGCUGACUGGGCAGAGUGAUGAUGAGCCCAAAAGGAUCAAGAAGAGCAAGAUGAUUGCCAAAGCCUUCUCCAAGCGGCGUGAGCUACUGCAGAACCCAGGCCAGGAGCUCUCCUUCAGCAUGCACACAGUGUCCCACGACGGGCCUGUGGCGGGUUUGGCUUUUGACCUCAAUGAGCCCUCUGCCGAUGUCUCCUCUGCCUGGGCCCAGCAUGUCACCAAGAUGGUGGCUCGGAGGGGAGCCAUAUUGCCCCAGGAUGUGUCCGUCACCCCAGUGGCAACUCCAGUGCCACCAGAAGAACAAGCCAACCUGUGGCUGGUUGAGGCAGAGAUCUCCCCAGAGCUAGAGAAGCGCCUGGGCCGGAAGAAGAAGAGGAGGAAGAGGAAAAAGGAAGUGUGCCCCCUGGGGGCGGCCCCUGAUCUUCACCAUGCCGCCCCUGCCCCUGCUCCUGCCUCUGCCACCAGUGCCAUUCCUCGGCUGCCUCAGCUGCCCCGGCAGAAGUGCCUAGUGGCUGCGGGUGCCUGGGGAGCUGGAGAAUCCUGCUGCCAGGGUGCCUGGACCCUGGUCUCUAACCCCUUCUGCCCAGAGCCCAGCCCCCAUCAGGAUCCAUUUCUCUCCAGCACCCAAGCCCCCAUGGCCUGGGCUCAUGGCCGCCGCCAAGGACUGGGGCCCAUUCACUCUCGCACCAACCUGAUGGAAGCGGAGCUUAUGGACGCAGACUCAGACUUCUGAGCCUGCAGAGAAAGGACCUGGGAUAGGAAAGAGGAACAAAUACCACCAAGACUCUUCUCUGAGUGCAUCUGUGGGAGCUUGUCUUCCGCAGAACCCGUGGGCCCUCCCCUGAGAGUUCUAUGUGUCCGGCUCAAAGCAAUGGGACUGUGCGAAAGAGCUGAACAUCUCCAUGGGUGACUUCACCCAGGGGUAGGGCCCUAGAGCUCAGGGUCCUCAUUUCUGCCUUAACGGCUGGAGUCUGGCUGGCAACACUGAUCUCCAGCAGAGCUUAGGGUGGGGCAGUAAUGGGAGAGUCUGGGGUGACCGUACCCAGAGUGGGCUAUGGUAGCUAGGGAGACAGCCAGAAGAGGGAUACUUGCCCUUUUCUGUGCCUAUGGGUACACUUUCCUGGUACUGUCAGACCAAAAGCGUUUAUUGUGUACUUUGUCUAAAGUGGGGUAAGGGCUCCCUUCUCUCUCUUCCAGAUGGUUGUGGGGCCCAAAAUGCCUACUGCUAUAGGGCUAUAAUCUGUCUGAACAGGAAGCUCUACCCAAACCUGUCUUCUAUUCUCCAGCACCCUCCGUUCCCUUUCCUAUCUCACUGCCACCAAGCCAACCUCUUGCUGCUUCCUGUUUGUUGAUUAGGCCCCAAAUUACAGUAUACACACACACACACACACACACACACACACACGCACGCUGAGCUCCAUCUUCAGGUGAGAGAUUGGCUCAGCUCUAGAGCCUUGACCUGCAAAGGGCUAGAAGCAGUGUGACAGGCGCAUCCAGGCCCUUGAGAGACGUGCCAUCUCUGGACCCUCUGACUAGAGGGACUACCCUAGGAAGCUGUUGUAGCUGCAGCCAGGAAGUAAAGCUUCUCAACUUUCAUGACAGCAGAAGAGGAGAUUCACCCUCAUGACCUCCAGCCAUGUCCCUCGCACCCCAUAUUCAAGAACCAGACAUCAGGAAGUCUUAGAAGCUGGUUGGGUUCCACAUCAGGGAUAGGGAUAGGAAGAAGAAAUAUAAAC